This is a messenger RNA of Heterobilharzia americana, 2643 nucleotides long. The record is from the annotation of a GenBank genome assembly. Lineage: Eukaryota; Metazoa; Platyhelminthes; Trematoda; Strigeidida; Schistosomatidae.
AUGAGUUCAGAUAUGUUGUCUGAAGAAGAGCGUCAACUUAUUGAAGCUAAACGAAGAAAAGCACUUGAGUCCCGUAAUCGUCAUGUUAGUGGGUCAGUUAACUCAAUACCCACAGAUACUAAGCAGAAUGUACUUAUUAGCCAGUCCAUAUCGAACCAAAGUAAUCGUGGUGUAACACAAGCUGCGAAACUAGGACAAGAUUUCAUGCGUAUGGCUAGAGCUUGGACUAGUACUAGUAACCCAACUACCCUAAAAGUCACUUCAAAUCCUAUCAAGCAACAAACUUUGCAAGCUAAACAGAAUACUAUGCCAAAGGUCAAUACAAAUCCUGUCCCUUCGAAAGAUUCUCUCCCUCUUAGUGACGCAUUUAUUACAAAGACCAACACAGUGAAUGUACUGUGUACAUUGUGCUCACCUAGAAGAUUUGAAGUAAAUGCACGGUAUCACGCUGGAUUAACCCAGUUAUUCAAAACUAUGGAUUCUAAACAGUAUGAUUCUCAAACAAGAAAAUGGUCAUUCGACUUAUCAGAUUAUAAUGAUUUUGUAAAGAAAGUCAAUGCUAUUGAUGAAUUACAUUUGGAAGGACUUCCGUAUGCUGUUCUUAAAAUUUUCCGUAGUAAACUUUCAUCUAAACAAGCAGUGAAUAGUGUACAAGAUCAUGAUAUAUACAGUGAAAUUGAUCAUAGCAUGUUGAAGGAUAGAAUACCGGAUGAUUUACUGGCAACUUUGUUUCCGUUUCAGAAAGAUGGUGUAUGCUUAGCUCUAAAAAGAUCUGGUCGUGUAUUAUUAGCCGAUGAUAUGGGUCUUGGCAAAACUAUCCAAUCAUUAGCUAUUGCAUCAGCGUAUUACUCUGAGUGGCCAUUAUUAAUUAUUGCACCAUCAUCUGUACGCUUUUCAUGGAGGGAUCAAAUUAUUCGUUGGCUUGGAAAAGGAUUAGACUUAAACUUAACGCAUAUUACUGUUGUUAAUUCAGGGAAGGAUAUUGUUGGUGAUUCUAGUUCAUUCAGUUCAUCACUUAUAACUAUAAUUAGUUAUGAUUUAAUGAGUCGAUAUGGAAAAGAAUUACUUAGACGACGGUAUGGUGUUGUUAUUGCUGAUGAAUCUCAUUUCUUAAAAAAUAUGAAAGCUGCUCGAACGAAGGCUGCAACACCAAUUCUUAAGUGGGCUAAAAGAGUUCUACUUCUAUCUGGAACCCCUGCCAUGUCAAGACCAGCUGAGUUAUUUCCUCAAGUUUCCAUCAUUGCUCCUGAUCUUUUCCAAGGUGGUUUUCAUGAAUUUGGUCUGCGGUACUGUUCAGCUAAAGAAUGUCCUUGGGGCUGGGACUAUUCUGGUUGUUCGAAUAUGACUGAAUUACAAUUAGUUUUGGAGAGAUCGAUCAUGAUCAGACGCGUAAAAACUGACGUACUGUCACAGUUACCAGCUAAACGUCGUGAGUUAGUUGUACUAGAUCCAAGUAUUAUCAAGAAAGGAAGUCUUGGUCGACAUGCUAAAACAAUGUUAACCAAUAAAUUAUCUAGUAACGAGAAGCGUUCUGCACUUUUUGAGUACUUCCAUGCAACUGGUUCAGUGAAGCUCCCUGCUAUCGAACAAUAUGUAUUGGAUUUAAUCGAAUGUGACCACAAAUUCCUACUUUUUGCCCACCAUACACAUGUCUUGGAUGGUCUUGAUAAAUCAUUAUCAGAAAAGGGUAUACGUUUUAUUCGUAUUGAUGGCCGUACAAAUUCUGAACAACGUUCUGUUGUUUGCCAAAAGUUUCAAAAAGAAGAAGACUGUCGGGUAGCAUUGCUUUCGAUUACUGCAGCUGGUACAGGUCUGCAUUUAACUGCUGCUAAUUUAGUCAUAUUUGCUGAACUGUUUUGGAAUCCUGGUGCAUUAGUUCAAGCUGAAGAUAGAGCUUAUCGAAUUGGACAGGUUGAUUCAGUGCUAAUACGUUAUUUGAUUGCCGAGCAGACUGCAGAUGAUUUUAUUUGGCCUCUUGUCGAGCGUAAACUGGAAGUGUUGUCGAAAGCCGGUUUGAAUCGAGAAACCUUUCGAAUGGUUGAUUCUACUAGACUUGGUUCAAAUACACCGGAACAACAGAAGAUCUUAGAUUACUUUAAGCGGGAAUUGAAUGAUUUUGAAGAUUGGGAGAAUUUUGAUACUGUCCUAUCAUCUAUCAAUGAUGAUAUAAACUUAGAACCUCAGAAAUCAAUAACUAAUGAUGAUAACAGUAGUAAUGAGGAGAAUAAUGAAACGUCAAUUUGUCGAACAAAAUCUUCCCAACCGAAAGUCAUCAGUCUCUUCAGCUCCAAAUCCCAACUAUCAUUAAGUGUUUCAGUUGAUGAGUCGAAAAAACAUCGUCUCUUAGUUCCUUCUUCACCAGAGUCAAAUCAUUCUGAAACAUUUUCUCAUAAAAGUGACAAUGAAAAUGAACAAACUGACAAUAUACUGUGGACUGAAGAUUUUGUUGAACAGUUGGACGAGUCGGAUGUAGUAAUUACGAAUGCUGAAGGGCUUUCUGUCAAUGAGAAUUGUGAUGAUGAUGAUGAUGAUGAUGAAAAUUUGUUGUCAGCGGCUGUUAAAGUUGCUGAAGCAGCUGAAGUCGACUGGCUUACUGAAGGUCUUAUUAAAGAAGGUGAUAUUGAUAUUGAAGAGGAUAUGUAG